CACGUGGAGGCCGCGCGCGAGCCACCUUAUCCGCCGCGGGUGCGAUUUCUGGUGGCGCUUACGACGCCGUGGUUCCUUCGUAGCUACCAACGUACGCCUAGCUAAGUCGCGCGCGGCCAUGGAAGCUCUCGCAUCGCCGCCCCGGGCUCUCUCCUCCAGCACGGCCUCGCCGGCUUCGGUGCUGGCCGCCACGGUGAAGUGGGCGUCGGCGUCGUCGGCCAGGCGACCAGCUGCCGGCCGUGUCAGCGCCAGCGCCGCCGAGCCUGCCGGAGAUGCGAAGCCAGCUGCGGCUGCGGCAGCGGCGUCCGGCUCCGCUGAUGCCGCGGCUCCGGCGCCCAAGAAGAUACUCAAGAAGAAACCGGUCUACUCCAUGAAAAAAGGGCAGAUUGUGCGUGUCGAGAAAGAGAAGUAUUUGAAUAGUAUCAAUUACCUGUCAGUGGGGCAUCCACCCUUCUACAAGGGGCUAGACUACAUCUACGAAAAUCGUGGCGAGGUUCUCGACAUCAGAAUCUUCGAGACAGGAGAGUAUGCCUUGGAUUUUAUAGAGAACACAACCAUCGCUAGCGAAACUACACUCAGCGCGCGAGCUCUUCGCUACAGCGGCGGCCAGCUCCUCGCUACGCGGGUGAGUUCGAGGGGCAGCCUCCUCCUAGUCCACGGGAGGCAGACCGGAGAUGUCACGGGGGCGCAGAUCGAGCUUUCGAUGGAGGACGACGACCACCUCGUCGCCUCUGGCCUCCCCCGCUGA
Lolium rigidum is the source of this 748-nucleotide messenger RNA. Its product is annotated as NAD(P)H-quinone oxidoreductase subunit O, chloroplastic-like. Gene Ontology annotation, molecular function: oxidoreductase activity, acting on NAD(P)H, quinone or similar compound as acceptor. The record is from RefSeq and is a predicted model, not a curated record. The transcript has 5 exons. Gene Ontology annotation, cellular component: plasma membrane. NCBI's taxonomy places the organism in Eukaryota, Viridiplantae, Streptophyta, Magnoliopsida, Poales, Poaceae. Bases 119 to 748 code for a protein of 209 amino acids.